Messenger RNA from Beta vulgaris subsp. vulgaris (sugar beet), 3661 nucleotides. RefSeq names its product leucine-rich repeat receptor protein kinase HPCA1. The coding region runs from base 264 to 3128 and encodes 954 amino acids. Gene Ontology annotation, molecular function: ATP binding; protein kinase activity; protein binding. Gene Ontology annotation, biological process: protein phosphorylation. Lineage: Eukaryota; Viridiplantae; Streptophyta; Magnoliopsida; Caryophyllales; Amaranthaceae. The transcript is spliced from 19 exons. The record is from RefSeq and is a predicted model, not a curated record.
GGCCCCAGAUUAUUGAUUUUUCAACUGUCUUCCCUUCUCUUUUAUUGUUGUUGUUAUCAUUGGAUAAUCAUAUAUUCCAUUCCAAUAUCAGAAAACACUAUUUACAGUAACUUGAGCUUGGCAAGUUGAGUAGCUCAUUUAUGAUAAAUGAAUAUUACAAAGCUUUUAUUGGUGAAGACAGCUGAUUUAAACAGAUUACAUUAUUUUUGAGCUGAAUUCAAUUAGUUCUUGUAAAAUCUUAGAACAGAGUUGUUAGUGGUGGAAUGAUGCUCCUAAGAAUUUCGCUAUCUCUAGUAUUCAUUUGCAUCCAUGUUUGGGGUACAACAGCACAGACUAACGAAGAUGGUGUUGCUUUAAAGGCCCUCAUUGAAGGCUGGAAGAAUUUACCAAAGAGCUGGACUGGUGAAGACCCUUGUGGCAGCAGAUGGGAAGGAAUUACGUGCAAUAAUUAUUCUCGUAUAAUUACCAUAACGUUAGCAAGUAUGGGUUUGACGGGUCAGCUCACUGAAGACCUAACAUCUUUGUCCGAACUUCAAACUCUCGAUCUGUCUUACAAUAAAGGCCUUACAGGUCCCCUUCCGUCUAAUAUUGGAGACCUGUCGAAGCUAACAAGCCUAAUCCUUGUUGGUUGUGGCUUUUCCGGGAGAAUUCCUGAUUCAGUGGGAUCGCUCAAUAAGCUUAUAUCUCUAUCACUGAAUUCAAAUAGCUUCAUCGGCCAAGUGCCAGCUUCUAUUGGUAACUUGAAACACUUGUAUUGGCUGGAUCUGUCUGAUAAUCAGCUCACUGGAAGCAUUCCUGUUUCUGAUGGAAGCAAACCUGGACUUGAUCUACUAGUUAACACAAAGCACUUUCACUUCGGAAUGAAUCAGCUCUCUGGAGAAAUCCCGCCAAGUCUUUUUAGUUCUGGCAUGAAACUGAUACAUGUGCUUUUUGACAACAAUAAACUCACAGGAAGACUUCCUUCAACAUUAGGUCUUGUACAAACAUUGACAGCAGUUCGCUUUGACAGGAAUUUCUUAAGUGGGGCUCUUCCAUCCAAUCUCAACAACCUUACUAAAGUUACCGAGCUGGUACUGUCCAACAAUAGACUAACUGGUCCUGUGCCUGAUCUUACCGGCAUGGACAUGCUUGUCUCUGUGGACUUGAGCAACAAUAAUUUUGAAGCUACAGAUGUUCCACUAUGGUUCUCGACCAUACAGACCUUGAAAACAGUAAAUAUGGAACGGACAGGAUUAGUAGGACAGCUUCCAGUCACAUUUUUCGACUUCCCUCAGUUACAGACUGCGAUAUUGAAAAACAAUCAGCUUAAUGGGACUUUAGAGAUUGACAGUGGAUAUAGCCGCUAUCUACAGCUCAUUGAUCUACAAAACAAUUCAAUCAGUAACGUCAAAGUGGAGUCUGGAUACAAUUACACUCUGAGGCUUGCUGAUAAUCCAUUCUGUCACAACGGUUUAGUAGCACUGUCUUCCUGCAACAAUAAUGGGCAAGAAAGUGGUUCUGAUGCCUCGUACAAAACACCAGUUUUCUGCGUUGUUCCCGAAUGUACUUCUGGCCAAAUGUCCAGCUCGACCUGCAAAUGUGCAUAUCCGUACACCGGAAUUAUGAUCGUCAGAGCUCCUUCCAUCUCAGCCUUGGGAAACGAAAAAUACUACACAGCCCUUCAGACAACUCUUAUUGGAACUUUUGUGAAUUUAUCACUUCCUGUGGAAGCCGUCUCAGUAAAUAAUGUAUCUAUGAACGCAUUCGGUUACCUUUCGAUGCAUUUAGCUUUCUUUCCUGCUAACCAAGAUCAUUUCAACAGAACUGCAAUUUCAAUGAUUGGGUUUGUGUUAAGCAAUCAGACUUACCAGCCACCUCCAGAGUUUAAACCGUACGUUUUUGAAGCAGAAGGUUACACUCACUUUGAAGGAAAACAUAAUACAUCUCACACAGGUGCCAUUAUUGGUGCCAUCAUAGGAAUUUCCAUUCUGGUGUUGCUGUUAGUAUGUGCUGGAGGUUAUGCAUAUCAUCAAAAGAAGAGAGUAGUAAAGGCGAAGCAGCAGGCGAAUCCAUUUGUGUCAUGGGAUUCCCAAGGAACUAGUGGUGAUGUUCCUCAGCUAAAAGGAGCCAGGUUUUUCACAUUUAAUGAAGUGCAGAAAUGUACCAACAAUUUUUCUGAAGCCAAUCAUGUCGGUUCUGGUGGUUAUGGAAAGGUUUACAGAGGAGUUCUAGGUGAUGGGAUGAUUGUUGCUAUAAAACGAUCGCAGCAAGGAUCAAUGCAGGGUAGUCGAGAAUUCAAAAAUGAGAUUGAGCUUCUAUCAAGGAUCCAUCAUAAGAAUCUUGUGAAACUCAUAGGAUUUUGCUUUGAUCGUGGAGAACAAAUGUUGGUCUAUGAGUUCAUUCCAAAUGGUACACUAAUGGAUAGUCUUUUAGGAAAGUCUGGUAUUCAACUAGAUUGGAUAAGACGAAUGAAAGUAGCCCUUGGCUCAGCUCGUGGUUUGCAAUAUUUGCAUCAGCUUGCUGAUCCACCAAUCAUACACAGGGAUAUUAAGUCAAACAACAUUUUGCUUGAUGAGUGCCUUAAUGCUAAAGUUGCUGAUUUUGGCCUUUCCAGGCUCUUUGGUGACACUGACAAGGGUUAUGUUACGACUCAAGUCAAAGGAACUAUGGGUUACUUAGAUCCUGAAUAUUUCAUGACAAAUCAGCUGACUGAGAAAAGUGACAUAUUUAGUUUUGGUGUGGUUUUGCUGGAAAUCCUGACUGCAAGAAAACCAAUACAACUAGGGAAAUUCAUUGUUAAACAGAUAAAAGAAACAGUAGACACAACAAAAGAUCUAUAUAAUCUUGGUGAGAUGAUGGACCCAAUGCUUCUUUCAUCUUCAACAAUGCUAGUUGGUUUCGAAAAGUUUGUGGAUUUGACAUUGAAAUGUGUUGAAGAAUUCGGAGCUGAUAGACCUUCAACAGGUGAAGUGGUGAAAGAACUCGAGAACAUUAUGAAGUUGGCAGGUAUGAACCCAGAUGCUGAAUCUACAACAACUUCACAAACUUAUGAUGGAUCAAGUAGGCAGAGUUUUGGCCACCCUUACUCUGAUGAUUCACUUGUUCAGUAUAAUGAAGGCAUUCCUUUUAAAAAGAGUACUUCUAACUGACAAAAUUUGGUUAAAAAUCAAGAUUGAUCCAGUUGGUUGGAGGCUCUUCUUCCAUCCCUGUUAUAGGGGUUCGAUUCUUACCCCUUAUAGGAUGGGAUUGCCAAAUUUCCCUCCACCAUACAAUGUAAUCUUCAAUAUCUGGGAAAUACAUGUGAGGUUUAUAAUUACCUUUUUAUUACAUAGAGUGUAUGUUAUAUUGCAAAUGGUUAAGUUCACUGUAUACUUUGUAAAUGAGUCACUUGUGGUUGUUUGAGCUUUAUUGUACUAGAUUUACUAGUUAUUGAGCCUAUGUGAUGCAUGAAUUGUGUAGGGGUGUUAUUAUUUUUUUAAAUUAUGUAUUUAUUUAUUUUUAAUAAGGUAAGGAGAAACUUUGACAAGUCGGGGGGAAUGAAGGACAUCCUAACUUGUCAAGGGUCAGAAUCGAACCAUUAGGCUAUCCCUCACUUUCGUGUAAGAGUGUUAUUAUUUACCAUUUGUAUUUUACUAAAAUUGCCCAUAUUUUUAUAUGUAUUAUAUAUUUAUUUAUUUACUUA